Messenger RNA from Lipotes vexillifer (Yangtze River dolphin), 1872 nucleotides. It is a transcript of the gene KBTBD12, whose product is annotated as kelch repeat and BTB domain containing 12. The coding region runs from base 1 to 1872 and encodes 623 amino acids. Lineage: Eukaryota; Metazoa; Chordata; Mammalia; Artiodactyla; Lipotidae. The record is from RefSeq and is a predicted model, not a curated record. The transcript is spliced from 5 exons. Gene Ontology annotation, molecular function: protein binding.
AUGGAGUGCAAGACUGAGGGAAAAGAAAGAUACCAACACAGUUUGAAUUUACUGAAUAAAAUUAAGAACAUGAGAGAACUAGCAGAGAUGAUUGAUGUUGUGCUCAUCGCAGAAGGGGAGAGAUUCCCUUGCCACAGGCUGGUCCUGGCUGCAUUCAGUCCUUAUUUCAAAGCGAUGUUUACCUGUGGACUACUUGAGUGUACUCAGAGGGAAGUCGUACUUUACGACAUCACAGCAGAAAGUGUGUCGGUGAUAUUAAAUUAUAUGUACCAUGCGGCUUUGGAGAUCAGUAAUGCCAACGUACAGACUGUGGCUGUGGCCGCCUAUUUUAUGCAGAUGGAGGAAGUCUUCAGUGUGUGUCAGAAGUAUAUGGUGGACCAUAUGGAUGCCUCGAACUGUUUGGGUAUCUAUCAUUUUGCAAAGCAGAUUGGAGCUGAGGAUUUAGCUGAUCAAUCAAAGAAGUAUUUAUAUCAGCACUUUGCUGAGGUGAGCUUACAUGAAGAGAUACUAGAAAUUGAAGUGCACCAAUUUCUGACGCUUAUUAAAUCAGAUGACCUGAACAUAUCCAGAGAGGAGAGCAUUCUGGACCUAGUUCUGAGAUGGGUAAAUCAUAACCGAGAACUGCGCACAGAGCAUCUUGUGGAACUUCUGAAGCACGUUAGGUUGCAACUGGUAAAUCCUUCUUUUUUAAGACAAGCCCUGAAAAGGAACACAAUGCUUCUGUGUGAUGCAAACUGCAUUGACAUCAUUCAAAACGCAUUCAAAGCCAUCAAGACCCCUCAACAGCACUCUCUCAAUCUUCGUUAUGGCAUGGAGACUACCAGUCUUUUGCUGUGCAUUGGCACCAACUCUUCAGGAAUCAGGUCGAGACACAGGAACUACGGAGAUGCCAGUUUUUGCUAUGAUCCUGCAUUGCGCAAGACCUAUUUCAUCCCGUCUCCCAAGUAUGGGGAGGGUUUAGGCACUGUGUGUACUGGUGUUGUCAUGGAAAACAACACUAUCAUCGUGGCUGGAGAAGCAAGUGUCUCUAAACUCUCCAGACAAAAGAGCAAGAAUGUUGAAAUCUACAGGUAUCAUGAUAGAGGAAACCAGUUUUGGGAAAAGUUAUGCACAACAGAAUUUCGAGAGCUCUACGCUCUGGGCACCAUCCAUAACGACCUCUACGUCAUAGGAGGACAGAUGAAAAUUAAAAACCAGUAUCUUAUUACAAACUGUGUUGAUAAGUACUCUGUAGAAAGGGACACUUGGAAAAGGGUGUCCCCCCUUCCACUACAGUUGGCGUGUCAUGCUGUAGUAACAGUGAAUAAUAAACUUUACGUGAUUGGAGGCUGGACCCCUCAGAUGGACCUUCCUGAUGAGGAACCCGAUCGAUUAAGCAACAAGCUGCUGAACUACGACCCCAGCCAAGAUCAGUGGGCAGCGCAGGCCCCCAUGAAGUACUCAAAGUACCGAUUCAGCACGGCCGUGCUCAACAGCGAGAUCUACGUUCUGGGUGGAAUCGGCUGCAUAGGUCGAGACGAGGGCCAGGUUCGGAAGUGCCUCGACGUGGUGGAGAUCUACAACCCGGAUGGGGACUUCUGGAGGGAGGGCCCACCCAUGCCCAGCCCCCUGCUCUCACUUCGCACGAAUUCUACCAAUGCGGGAGCCGUGGACGGGAAGCUGUACGUCUGCGGGGGCUUCCACGGAGCAGAUCGCCACGAAAUUAUCUCCAAAGAGAUACUGGAGCUGGACCCCUGGGAGAACCAAUGGAAUGUCGUAGCUGUCAACGCCCUCAUGCACGACAGCUAUGAUGUCUGCCUGGUGGCGAGGAAGAAUCCCCGCGACCUCAUCCCCCCGCCUUCAGACUCAGUGGAGAAGGGUGGGGGGCACUGA